This is a messenger RNA of Fusarium musae, 570 nucleotides long. It is a transcript of the gene YAH1, whose product is annotated as mitochondrial matrix iron-sulfur protein. NCBI's taxonomy places the organism in Eukaryota, Fungi, Ascomycota, Sordariomycetes, Hypocreales, Nectriaceae. The transcript has 2 exons. Gene Ontology annotation, molecular function: 2 iron, 2 sulfur cluster binding. The coding region runs from base 1 to 570 and encodes 189 amino acids. The record is from RefSeq and is a predicted model, not a curated record. Gene Ontology annotation, biological process: positive regulation of oxidoreductase activity; P450-containing electron transport chain. Gene Ontology annotation, cellular component: mitochondrion.
AUGUCUGCGUCACGAUCCUUUGCGACUUGCUUGGCCAAGCUCUCGGCUACGGCACCUCGAACAAUACAGUUGAUGCGACUUGGUCAGAAUGUACUGUCUCAGAAAGCCAAGGGUCGAUCUUCUACAAUCUCUCGAUUUACUCGCUUCUCGCCUGUUUCCCAUAGAGCAUUUACUACCACGACGCAACGGCGCCAUGGACAUAUUGACCCCCCGAAGCCCGGUGAGGAACUUUAUGUCACAUUCAUCGAGAAGGACGGCACAGAGAACAAGUUUGCUGUUUCGGAAGGGGACAACCUUCUCGAUAUCGCCCAAGCAAACGAUCUAGAGAUGGAGGGCGCAUGCGGAGGAUCUUGCGCCUGCUCGACAUGCCAUGUUAUCGUUGCCGACGACGCAUAUUUCGACAAGAUGCCCGAACCCGAGGAUGACGAGAACGACAUGCUGGACCUGGCCUUUGGACUCACCGAGACGAGUCGAUUGGGCUGCCAAGUUAAGAUGACCAAGGAGCUAGACGGCCUAGUGGUGAAGCUGCCAUCCAUGACGAGGAACCUGCAAGCGAGCGACUUCAGUUAA